Brassica oleracea var. oleracea is the source of this 981-nucleotide messenger RNA. RefSeq names its product auxin-responsive protein IAA17-like. Bases 97 to 801 code for a protein of 234 amino acids. The record is from RefSeq and is a predicted model, not a curated record. Gene Ontology annotation, molecular function: protein binding. The transcript has 5 exons. Gene Ontology annotation, biological process: regulation of DNA-templated transcription. NCBI's taxonomy places the organism in Eukaryota, Viridiplantae, Streptophyta, Magnoliopsida, Brassicales, Brassicaceae. Gene Ontology annotation, cellular component: nucleus.
UUGUAUUAUUUGCGUGUUUUUAUAAAAACCAUUUUCCCAUCUUCCUCAUCACCUUCCCAAGAAGAAGAAAAACAUUGGAAAGAAGAGAGAUUAGCAAUGAUGGGCAGUGUUGGGCUGAAUCUGAGGGAGACUGAGCUGUGUCUUGGUCUUCCCGGCGGUGAUACGGCGUCGCCAGUGACUGGAACCAAGAGAGGAUUCUCAGAGACGGUUGAUCUGAAGCUGAAUCUGAACAGUGAACCUGAAAGCAAGGAAGGAUCUAAGAGCCACGACGUCGUGAGUGCUGUUUUCAAGGAAAAGAGUUCAUGUCCCAAAGAUCCAACCAAGCCUCUUGCCAAGGCACAAGUUGUGGGAUGGCCACCGGUGAGAUCAUACCGGAAGAACGUGAUGGGUUCAUGCCAAAAAUCAAGCAGUAGCGCGGAAACGGCGGCGUUUGUGAAGGUGUCGAUGGACGGAGCACCGUACUUGAGGAAAGUCGACUUGAAGAUGUAUAAGAGCUACGACGAACUCUCUGACGCUUUGUCCAACAUGUUCAGCUCUUUUACCAUGGGAAAUAAUGGAGGAGAAGAAGGAAUGAUAGACUUCAUGAAUGAGAGGAAAGUAAUGGAUACAGUGAGUAGUUGGGACUAUGUUCCCUCUUAUGAAGACAAAGACGGUGAUUGGAUGCUCGUCGGCGACGUCCCUUGGCCAAUGUUCGUUGAUACAUGCAAGCGUUUACGUCUCAUGAAGGGAUCUGACGCCAUUGGUCUCGCUCCUAGAGCAAUGGAGAAGUGCAAAAGUACGAGCUUGAAGUUGAAAGAUUAAGAGGUAAUGAUCAUGUAUUUCAUUAACACACUGAUGAGUGUUAAUUGUGGGUUUUACUAUGAAAAUCUUUGUUUCAAAUCUACAUUUUUAUUUUCAUUGUCUGUUUUGAUAUGAAUUAUAUGUUGGUGUGUAGAUACGAUUUAUAUGCUAUAAUUAUAAGUAAUGAACUUAAGUUAAAUA